Molecule: messenger RNA, 2993 nt
Organism: Dicentrarchus labrax (European seabass)
Lineage: Eukaryota; Metazoa; Chordata; Actinopteri; Moronidae
Gene: cunh5orf15
Product: chromosome unknown C5orf15 homolog
Exons: 3
Coding region: 37-1167 (376 amino acids)
Source: RefSeq, a predicted model, not a curated record
GCUAAACCACGCCUUUCCAGUUACUCACGCAUCAACAUGGCGACGUGCGGGAAGAUGGGGCGAAGCAGGAGAGAUAUGUGUGCUCUUUUUCUGGUUCUUUUCCUCCAGCUGUUAGUCAGCGGCUGCCUGUCAGCUCCGGUAAACACGACCCCACCACCACCACCACCAGGGCCAGACAAAAAUCAAGGGGCAAACCUGUCACCGACUCCUUCCUUCAGCGCUUUGAACAAGAAAGCAGGUGACCCAGAGCUGAAGGCCCCUGAUCAGAGUGAUCCUGGUCAAGUCACUGUACCAGAUCCCAAGAACCCUGUAACACCUGCUGGUAAUCACUCAACAACAACAACAACAACAACAACAGAAGCAGCAGAAGCUCUUAAAGACAACCUCACAACAACCGUUCAACCAAAAACAUCUAAGAAGAAGGAAACGAAUCCAGUUACUGUCAUUGAUGACUCUGAACUCCAUCCGUCAGUCAACAAUGGAGGCAAACAACCACAACCUGAUGAAGGAAAAGAUGAAGAUGUAGUUGAGGCAGGAGAACCUGUUUCUUCUAAACCUACUUUAGUCUCUACUCCAGAAGCUUCUUCCACCUCUGUCAAAGCCCCUGAACCAGCUAAACCUGUAACAGAAGGGCCAGAAGUACCUGCCUUGGACUCCAAACCCUCCAAUGCCCUGAACCUUUCCACAGAACAGGACACUGACUCAGACCUGCUGGAGACCACUGACAAAGGACCAGUAACUCACACCGAUCUGGAUGAUUACUCGGAUGACGAUGACGACGACGACGACAACAAAGGUAACUACGGAUACAGCGACGGCAAUGACGGCAUGGAAACUGCGUAUGAAAACAAUGACGACGGCAAAGACCAGACCGUGCACAGGCUGCAGCCGGCAGACGGGAUGGAGGUGACCCGUUACAAGGGAGCAGACGGUUACAACACAGAGGAUGAAGACUCCCACUUCUUCUUUCAUCUGGUCAUCCUGGCUUUCCUGGUCGCAAUCGUUUACAUCACUUACCACAACAAGAGGAAGAUCUUCCUCUUGGCUCAGAGCCGGCGCUGGAAGGACGGCCUGUGUUCCCGCAACACCGUGGAAUAUCACCGCCUGGACCAAAACGUCAACGAGGCCAUGCCGUCCCUCAAGAUGACCCGAGACUACAUCUUUUGAUCCACGUUCCGAAGAACAAUAUGUCCAGACCUGCACGGAGCCAGUUGGCCUUCCAGCCUGGCCAGUCGCAUUGUUGAGAUGCUGUGCUUUGUCAUGGAGCUUGAUUGAUGCUUUCUCUCGCUUUACGGGCUAACUGGAGAGCAGGGGGGUGUUACGUCUUUGAGAUAGAAUUAGGUUUGUUCAGGACUCUUUUUGUUGUCUGCAUAGUGAGAUUUUUACUGUUAAUCUGGUUUCUUAUUUGUUAUAUUAUUUGAAUGUUAUAUGUCGUUUUUCUUUCUAAAUUAAUAACUUCUUGGGAUUUAAUAUUUUGAUUUUUUUAGGGGUCUUAUAAUUGUCUUUUUUGGGAGUGUUUCAGCCUUAUGGUCCCUCUAAACAUAUUUUUUUGCCUCUUGGAUAUGGUCUUAAUAUGUUAAAUACUCACUUUAAGAGUAGGGAGAAUUACAUGUUAAUGUAAUUUAGAUCAUAAUAUAAUGCUUAAUUAUACCAGUUGAUUAUUUACCCAAGGAUUAAUAAUAGAUUUUUCUCUCAGCAGUUAGCCAAGAUAUGAAGUGACACACACAGCAUAAGCUUUUCAAAGCACUUGUUGUUGUGCCAUGCAUACUUUUGUAUUGUAAAAGUGAGUAUGCAAAAAAAUGCAGCAAUCGAAGAGAAGCUGAUACAUAUAUAUGCAGUCAUUCCAAAAAUUGUCCACCGCUCAUGUUGAAAUGGUCUGUCAUAAAUCUGACCGAGUAAAGUACUGUACACUAUAAAAAAAAAGUAAAACACUGGGAACAUUGAUUUAAAUAUAUAAGUGUCAAAAUACUCAUUAAUGUUUCAUGUAAAAUUAAUCAGACCUUUUAUUUUUUUUAAUCAGGAAGAAAUCACAUUUUCUUUGAAUUUUGAGAAUGUAGUUAUUUUUCUUUUCUAUUGCUUUACCAUCAUCUACAACAACUUGCAUAAUAGCCUUUUCAUUUUACAUUAUGUAAGGGAUGCAAAAUCUCUUUUACAUGUUGGGAAAUUAAGCUGCAAAUUAAGCAUUAAGUCAGGAGGGUGAGUAGUCUUCAGGUGAGGGGUCUGCUAUGUAAGCAUAAGCCAUUUAAAUGAAGACGGACACUGUAUAUUCAGGUUCGAAUGUACUAAUAUAAUGUAUGGGAGAAGCUUUUAAUGCCAGACUUUUUCCUUGUUCAUCAGUUUAUAUUUGUCUAAUAGAGUACCUCUUCUACUUCUACUGCCCAGAUUUUGCUAUGCAGAAAUCCUGGGGCUGGCCCUCUUUGUUUUAUGACUUCGGUGAAGUCUCUAUCAAUCAUUUAUGGUCUUCAUUGUAUCAGAUGUGUUCUCUCAUGCUCAGACAGAUCUUUAAUUUUUUUGUUACUUCCUAUCAGAAUACAGUUUUUUUCAGUUCAUCAGGCAUUUUGCACAGCCUGUGUGGCUGGUUGUUCACAUGAGCACCUAAAAAAAUAAAUAAAUAAUAAAGCCACAAAAAAACAAGAGCAGACCACAUAGUUUUUGUUACUCAUGACUCUUGACUAUUCAUCACAGCCACAGGAUGUUUUUUUUUUUUUGUCCGUUGCCGUCUCAUGCCUUCAAUUUAAAAUGCCAUAAAUGUCACAUGAAUCCACAUAUUUGUGAUCAAUCUUUUGUUGCCACCCGCCAGUUGUUUUCACCUGUCACAGGUACACAGUGGGUAGAUAGAUAAUGCGAUUUGCACUGUGCAGUUCAGUCAUAUAGCUAGCUAUAUAAUAUGAGGGGAGGAGGUGUCCUGCGUAAAGGUGAUGGAUCAACGCUGCUCUUGCAAUCAACAGUAGAAACUGUACAAUCUCUUUUGUCAAUAAAGCACAAAUUGUGUA